Pungitius pungitius (ninespine stickleback) is the source of this 1569-nucleotide messenger RNA. RefSeq names its product E3 ubiquitin-protein ligase TRIM35-like. The transcript has 6 exons. The record is from RefSeq and is a predicted model, not a curated record. NCBI's taxonomy places the organism in Eukaryota, Metazoa, Chordata, Actinopteri, Perciformes, Gasterosteidae. Gene Ontology annotation, biological process: protein ubiquitination. Gene Ontology annotation, molecular function: ubiquitin protein ligase activity; zinc ion binding. The annotation marks the transcript as partial. Gene Ontology annotation, cellular component: cytoplasm.
AAUCUGGCGCUGAGGAACCUGUCCGACGCAGUGAGGCAGGAGAAGAUCCAGAAGGCCAACGCCACGUCUGAGGAGAUGUGCAGCCUGCACGGGGAGAAACUCAACCUCUUCUGUCAGAACGAUCGACAGCUCGUGUGUGUGAUUUGUAGGGAUGCACAAAAACACAAGAAACACAACUGCGUGCCCAUCGACGAAGCCGUCGAACCCUGCAAGGCCCAACUCAAGCUUUCACUGGUGAAUUUAAAAACCAAAUUGGGGAGAUUUAAAGAACACAAGUCCGAGUGUGAUAGAAUCGUCGGCCAUAUAAAGUGGCAGGCUCAGCAGACUGAGAAGACGAUCAAAGAGGAGUUCCAGAGGCUCUACCACUUCCUGCAGGCAGACGAGGCUGCAAGGAUCCAGGCGGUGAGGAAGGAGGCAAAGUUCAAGACUGAAGCAAUGGACGUCACCAUCGUGAAUUUGACUGCAGAGGUCUCCUCCCUCUCAGACAAAAUCAAAGCCUUAGAGAUGGAGAUGGCAGCUGAUGACAUUUCAUUCAUGCUGAACAUCAAAUCCAGCAUGGAGCAGUCCCAAUGCAAGCUACCCUUCCCAGAGGUUCCAUGGGGAGCCCUGAUCGACGAGGCCAAACAUCUGGGGAACCUGCUGUUCGCAGUCUGGCAGAAAACAAAGAAAAUAAUCCAAUACACUCCUGUGAUUCUGGACCCCAACACUGGCGCCUCACAUGCGAUCAUAUCCGAACACAUGACCCGCUGUAAAAUGAGCAACAAGAGCCAGCCGCUUCCUAAAAACCCGGAAAGAACGUCGUACUCUGACGUUCUGGGCUCCGAAGGCUUUAGCUCUGGUGCACACAGCUGGGACGUGAAGGUGGAGGGUUAUUGGGCCCUUGGUGUGGCUCCUCGAACCAAUGCACGAGCCUGUGAAAAUGUUUGGGGAAUCUACAUAUGUGUUUGUACUGAUUUUCUCCGUGAGCUUGAUCAGAAAAAUUAUAUAACACUCAUAUCCGAACAUUCAUUUCCCCAAAACGUCAGGGUGCAGCUGGAUUAUGACAACGGAAUUCUCUCAUUUUUUGAUCUCGAUAGAAAAAAGCACGUGCACACCAUCAGAUGCACUUUCACGCAAACAGUAUUCCCGUAUUUCCGUCAGAAUGCAAAAAUCCACCCACAUGAAUUUUCAGUGAGGACAAAAAAAAACAGAUAAACAUUCAGCACGACGGCAGAAAAAUAACCAGAAGAUGAGGCCGUUUUUCAGAACCGUUAGCGAUAGCAAUAUGACUUCAUGGCCGGGUUUACCUCUGGGUUUAUCUCUAACUAACUCACCUCAUCACACCACAAUGUGAUCUGUGGUUCUGGACAAGGUUGGAAAGUGCGACUUGCAAGAUAUUUUUAGGAGGCGUAAUCUCUGAAAGAUGCAAAUGAGUUGCAUCAUGCAAAAUUUGAAAUAAAGGGUCCACUGUUUGACCCCACUAGUGACCAAAGGCAACGGGAACACACUCUUUGAAUUGAAUCAUGUGAAUAUGUUAUCAGAUCAAGAUAAAGACCAUUUUCUAUUUCCUAUUAUCAAAUAAAAUGUACA